Messenger RNA from Zootermopsis nevadensis, 4957 nucleotides. RefSeq lists its product as uncharacterized. The record is from RefSeq and is a predicted model, not a curated record. Lineage: Eukaryota; Metazoa; Arthropoda; Insecta; Blattodea; Termopsidae.
UUGAUUUUUUGGGAGGACGCAAAAAGUAAAAACGAUGAUGAUUACUUGGAACAUAAAAUAAUGGACAUCUGGAACAAAUUACAUACAUGAAAGAUAAAAUGUUUACGAGAUCAAAGUCAUAGUGUUGGCCGAUUUCCCUUCUGGUUGACGGAAAAGUAAUGGCAUUAAGAAUGAGGAAAGACAUUAAAAAGUCAUCGUAUUACGUUUGGUUUUUGGGAGCCCAGGAAUCCAAAGGUCUACGCGGUGCCGAGUACAUGCAUCCCGUAGUCAAGAGCCUAGUCCAGCGAGAGCGUGAUAUCGAGCCCUUCAAAGUCACCCUUCAAGUCAGUCACAAAGGACUGAAAAUCAUCCAGAACAUUCCACCAGCAGCCGCUGCAGCUGGGGCAAAACCCUCUAGUAAGAGCAGUAAACCAGAAGUUAUAAAGCAUUUUAUUCCGCACCACGCAGUGACCUGUGUCUUGCAAGAUGAGGAUAUCGUGUCAUGCAUCCUUUUACUUUACAAUCCUGUCACUAAAUGUCCUGUGCAUGUCCAUGCUUAUCGAUGCGAUUCUGUAGAAACUGCAGAGAUCCUCAGAGGACAGUUACAAACUCUGAUUGAACGUCCAGAGAAUCAAAAGAAACUUGGUGAAAUUGAGACGAGGCUCAGAGCUAAAGGACUCCUGUUGCCACCCCCCACACAAUCCUCACGUCCAAUCCCCACCUCCUCUUCAGCUAGACGUGUCCACAGCGGAGGAGGUUCCGAUGGACGAAGUUCAAGUACGAGGGAAUCCGAAUCUUCAGGAGGUUCCUCCUCGGAACGUCUGAGUGGUGUUGGAGGUCAACAAGAAAGGAUUGCUAACCUCUAUGAUUCUUUGGCGGCGGAACUCAGGGAGAAACUUGGUUCUGGAGGUGAGGGGAAAGUACGUCACCACGCUCCAAUAUUGCUCCCUCCCAGGGACUAUGACACGGUACAUCGCCAGAAAGGAAAUUUGACAGCCAUCGACUUGCGACGAUGUCUUAACGCAAAUAUUGUCGGAGUGAACGUGAAGAAUACGCGUAAUCUUGCUGAGAACGGAAGUCAGGUGACUGACAAGGCCGGUGGUACAACUAACGUUUCUGGCCAAGCUGGAAGAGUUAAUGGAUCAAGCGGUGGUUCCAGUGGAAUUGGGUCGGACCAUGCCCCGAGUCCAGACGGCCAAGACAGGGAAUCUGACCCGCAGUACCUGGACAACCAGUCUUCCUCAGAUGAGGAAUGGAAUGAGCAGCCAUCAGAAGACUCGCUGUUUCUGGUACAGCCGACCGCAGUUGGUCGCAGUUGGAAAGGACCGGGCGCUGAUCUUUCGCUCCCGCGGGCAAGGCGUGUUCACAGCAGCGGCGUAGAAUCGCCCUCCUCGCCCGUCGCCAAUAUCACAGGGACACCUCCGGACCUACAGGCGUUGAGGAGACGUCGCACCGCAGAAGAGCGACAGAGGUCUCCCUCUCCGUCAUCCCCUUGCAAUCAUCUCGCGGGUAAGAAGGCAUUGGCGGGGCCACUGUCGCCCCGGGACCGAUUCAAGGACGCCAAGGAGAAGUUCUUGCAGCUGGAGGAGCAGGAGAAACAGAUGCAGCGCAAGAGAAAUCUUCAGACAUCAGCAGAGCCACCCAUAUCGCCCGCAGUGCUGCCAACCGCCGCUAACUCCAGGGGAAACGCUUACCCUAGAAGAGGAAGUUGGUCUCGAAGUCGUGACUCAGAGGAUGAGUUAGAAGACAGACAACAACAAGGAGGAUAUUUCGGGGUUCACGCUCUUCAAGCUAGAGAUGGUUUCGAUACGCCUGAGCCGGAUUUACCAGCUGAUGACACUGAUGAUGUAUUCGAGCAUGGCUACAACAGAAGUCCAAUGCGCCACGUCACUAGACGAGAUUCUUACAACAACCGGCAGGUGCCUCGGGAGAACCUCCAUCACCAUCACCAUGACAACCAUGAUGCGCCCAUGAGGCAUGGUCACCGCCCACUUAAAACGAACGCCCAGAUAUACCGGGGCGGCAGAAGUCGAGGUUCUGACGAACCCAGGCCUGUGUCUCAUCAAAGGUACCGCAGCCCGUCAAGGGAAGACACACGGCCUCAGCACAUGAAUUCAAGUCCUUCUAGACGAAGCAGGAACGCUCCAGAUGAGGAAAUUGUUCCAGAGAGACGACAGGUAGCACAUCGUUUCCGUAGUCCUACCAGAGUGGCGAGGGGAGAGCAGGACUUCAGUCCAGACAGGAGAGAGCUGAGUCCCACACGGAAUCCAAGACCUCAGCCACGAUGCCAACGAAAACCGGACGAAGAAACAGGUUAUCCUGUCGACGAAGUGCAAAGAUACCGUGGAGGUCCUCGUGACAGAAUACCAAAUCCUUCCCGAGGACAUCUUGUCCUGUCCCAGCAAGCAUCCUUCAGCGAGGAUUCAAAUUCAGAUAUACCACUGGAACGUUAUCGCAGCCCAAUGCACAAGCAACCACUGACACCUCGUCAUCGCAUAAAAGAAGACGAGGACAUCGGUAGUCCUGAACCACAAAGACGGAAUAUGGAUAAUCGGCUUCCCCGUGCGAAUCCAUUUCAAACGCCUGGAGGAGGUGAUAAGAAAAGACGCUCAAUGUUCGAUGUACUGGAGGAAGAACGGCGACGUAGCUCCAACGAACUUGCAAAGGAAUUCAAACGGCGCUCCUAUCAAGAUGGCGGAGGAUCUGAACUCUCUUCCGGCAACAGAGGCAGUAACCAUAACAACAACGGCGUACCUAAUGGAAGGCAUCCUGGCUAUCAGGAGUUAUCGGAACACGAAAGGUUCCCAGGUCUUGACAGAGAAACCGCUAGGCUACAGCAUCACAUGUCACCAGCUAAUGGCGGGCACCUCAAUCUGAAAAAGUCUUCCGGUCCGCCACCGCCGCCAGACGUAGUUACUGCUGCAUCUUCAAGAUACAGACACAGCUACGCUGAGCCUCACCACGUGUUAUCACACCCACAAUCAUCCCAUCACCACGAAAUGCUGCACAGGACCAACAGUUCGGUGUCUUCGGGCAGGGUUGGCAUCGCCGCGGUGCAUCCUUACUGAACCCUGACACACUCGAAGGGGCUAUGCUAUCGAUACGAUAUCUGUGCCUGGCGCUUUAGUAAUGGUGGAAGUCCUCGACAAGAAGCAAGCUCGACUAUUGAACAACACCAGAAAUCACUCCACUUAACGUGACUGACUACAGGCUGGACGACAGACGUUCGGUUCACAGGAGCAACAAUUUCUGUCUUCUUCACUGCAUUCAGACUGGCUACGCUGUUCAUACUGCCUUUUAUUCAAUGGGUACCGUGGCCUUUCCUCAAGGAGUAAGGCGGCCGAAGGGUGAAGUUAACCAUUCACCUCUAAUUAGUGUCAAUGCUAAGAAUAUAUGGAACACUGACCACGUCUUCAUGGCGUGGUGCCAAGGCUGAGGGACACACCUUUGCCCGUCACAACUAUUGUAACAGAAAGGUAUAAACGCAUUUUAAGAACGUCUUCAGAAUCGAAAGAACUACGAGGCUAAAUUUCUAGGGCGAUCAGCCAUCGAUAAGAAAUUAAAAUCCGACGUUUCGGAGGUACCCUAGCUAUCAGGAAUUACCGGCACUCGAAAUGUUCCCAGAACAGAGACAUUCUCGUAAUCAUUGGAAUCGAUGUGGCUAAUCGCACGAUAAGAUUUCACGGCAUUCAAACGAUGUAUCUGAAGACAUAAUGUCAAAUCAUAAAACGUUUGCAAAAUGUUAAGAGAUAAUGAAUCGAUUCCUGUCAUUAAUGCUGGACUGUAUUCUGUAUAAUAUUUCAUCGGGAAUACAGAAACCAGUAAGACAGGUCUUCAAUGAAAUUCUUCCAAGUACACAAACAAAAUGCAGCAUUACUUUAAUAAUUUCCUUCCUGCUGUUACUAAUUCUGUUGUUAUAUAAUUUUACAGUACAGUAGAAUAAUUCUCGAAAUGCUGAAGUCAUGUGUGUGCAUAUUAAGAUGUUCUUGAAGUAAACAAAGCCGUUAUGGCUUCAAACGUUUCCAGGAGGUUGGAUCAAAAUGGUACUGGCCUUAACAAGAAAUGCUCAACAAGUGGUGCAUAUGAUGGAGUACUUUUUACAUAAAUUACAAUGUUCCUCUAAUGUGUCUUGGCAUAGGUUUACUUACUGCAUUUGAUUUAAUGUAAAUUCAUUAGUAACAUAACGCUCUAAUUAAGGUAAAUUGCAUAAUGGUAUGGGCACAGAGCUUCGUUGUGGCACAGGAAGAGAUUGGCAUGGAAAAAGAAUAUCAUCGUGAGUACUGGUAGAGAGGUGCAAAAGUAUCAUGAUUAAAAAAUUCAGUGUUAUAGGGACAAACGUGUUUCGUGUUCAUUUUAGUGUCUGAUUGUCAGAAACAGCACGUUUCUCAUACACGACUAGUUCAUGUUUCAGUGGCUAUAGGUUUGUACUUUAUUCUUCUGAAACAGUUCCGAGUGCAGUGAAACCUAUGUACGAUUUAACGCCAUUCCGUAAAAUAGCAGUUCGUUUUAUCCGGUUUGGAUUACAAUUAAAUAUUGAUAGUAAAUUUCAGUGCUGAGAAGAAUAUCUUUACCAUAAGAAAAAAUGAAGUAACGUAGAGAUGGAGGAUAUAACAUAACAAGGAACCUCAUAAUUUAUAUUUGUUACCAAAUAUAUUGUUGGGUAACUGAAUCCAGGAUAGAAGGGUGUGAUCGGCAGUUAAUUAGUACGCAUGAAUGAAAUGGUCAUACAGAAAUUUGCUAGGAUUGCCUUAAGGAAAGAGGCCACAAGGGAGACCCAGAAGUAAAUGGGGAUAUAAUAUUGAACUGUCCACAGAAGUCGGCUAAUUAAAAAUUUCAAUAAAUAUGUUUAUAAAAAAAGCGAAAUUCUUACGUUCGAACAAUCAAACGACAUUAGAAGUAAAACACGAUGAUAUGCUGUGUAAAAAAUUCCUAAAAUUGAUGAAUUUAUUAUACAAUAACAUCUUCUAAGACUGUGUAA